GAGCCUCGGUGACCCCGGGCGAGGCUCCGUGAUCCCAGCGCGGCUCGGGACCAUGGCCAGGGCCGGCAUGGAGCGGUGGCGCGACCGGCUGGCACUGGUGACAGGAGCUUCGGGGGGCAUCGGCGCGGCCGUAGCCCGGGCACUAGUCCAGCAGGGACUGAAGGUGGUGGGUUGUGCCCGCACCGUUGGCAGCAUCGAGGAGCUGGCUGCUGAAUGUAAGAGUGCAGGCUACCCCGGGACUUUGAUCCCCUACAGAUGUGACCUGUCAAAUGAGGAGGACAUCCUCUCCAUGUUUUCUGCUGUUCGCUCUCAGCACGGCGGUGUGGACAUCUGCAUCAACAACGCUGGCUUGGCCCGGCCUGACACCCUGCUGUCAGGCAAUACCAGUGGUUGGAGAGAAAUGUUUAAUGUGAAUGUGCUGGCCCUCAGCAUCUGCACACGAGAAGCCUAUCAGUCCAUGAAGGAGCGGAAUGUGGAUGACGGGCACAUCAUUAACAUCAACAGCAUGUGUGGUCACCGAGUCCCACCCCAGUCUGUGAUCCAUUUCUACACUGCGACCAAGUACGCUGUCACUGCGCUGACAGAAGGACUGAGGCAAGAACUUCUAGAGGCCCAGACUCAUAUCCGGGCCACGUGCAUCUCUCCAGGCUUGGUGGAGACACAGUUUGCCUUCAAACUCCACGACAAGGACCCUGAGAAAGCAGCUGCCACCUAUGAACACAUAAAGUGUCUCCAACCCGAGGAUGUGGCUGAGGCUGUCGUCUACGUCCUCAGCACACCCCCACACGUCCAGGUUGGAGACAUUCAGAUGAGACCCACAGAGCAGGUGACCUAGUGUCCUGUGGGGAGCUCCUCCUUCCUUUCCCACCCUCCAUGGCUUGCCUUCUGACUCUGGAUUUUAGGUGUUGGCUUCUGGACCCUAGAUCUUACUUUCCACCCCACUAAGGAAUAGAAAAAUUGUCAAAUUAUUCCCAUGGCAAAUGUGAAAAAUGGGCAAGAGAGGGAAGGCAGGGUCGCUGAUUGUUUCCCGUUAACUUGUUCGAAGCCCCUUCUUGAGCUCCUUGGCCUUUGUCCUCAGUCUCUUCCCUUUACCUGGGAAAGGGGAUAUAGCUAAAAGGGCACAUCUCCAUCCUCUUUCACCUUGCCCUCUGCCCCUCUGAGUUGGGGUAGCAGAGAUGGGCCCUCACCUUCUAUCUGCAUGGUCACCCAGGGCUCCAGGCUCCCCUUAGCCCCUUUCUUCUUAUCCCUCCCAUCUCUCUUGCCCAAUCUUGGCUUUUUGCCCUUUUGGGGGGGGGUGUCAUCACUGCACUGUGAUAUGGGGACAGAAUACCAGUCUGGAUCCCAGUAGAUUUCAUUGUGAUAAUUAAAAAGGGGAAGAAAAAAAAAGAUUGAACAAACCUA
Molecule: messenger RNA, 1401 nt
Organism: Jaculus jaculus (lesser Egyptian jerboa)
Lineage: Eukaryota; Metazoa; Chordata; Mammalia; Rodentia; Dipodidae
Gene: Dhrs11
Product: dehydrogenase/reductase 11
Exons: 7
Coding region: 53-835 (260 amino acids)
Source: RefSeq, a predicted model, not a curated record